CGCGGACGGAGGGGGAGACACUCGGGGGGAGCCAGUGACGUCGGGAGUUUUCCCGAAAGUCAAUAACGAGCCCGGCGGAGGCGGCGGGCGGAGCCGAGAGCGGGGGCCCCGGGGCGAGCGAGCCGGAGCGAGGAGCCGCCGCCCUGACCCCGUGGAUGCUGCGGCCGCGCUGCCCGGCCGGGCGCCUCCCUGUGUAGCGGGGACGCUCGCUCCAUGUAGCCGCCGCCGCCGCCUCCGCGCGCCGGGGCCGGAGCCGCCUCCCUCCCCCCGCGGAGACACCGGCCGCGAGGGACCGAGCCCGGCGGGGGGACCGGGGAGGGGCAGCGGGGAUCCCCUCCCGAAGCCGCCGACCGCUCCGCAGCGGCGUCGUCGUCGCAGGCUGACUCCUCAGUAGAGAUUGGGAAGGGCAGCAGAAGAGAAGCCAAACGUUUAAGCUGAUAAUUGAACAGAAUUUUUCUCUGAAUUGAGGGCUCAGAGUGGAGCCAUCAUGAGCGAUGUUACCAUUGUGAAAGAAGGCUGGGUUCAGAAGAGGGGCAGCACCAGGGUGACAUCAUACUCAUACACUGCCCUGAAAGCCACAUAAGAACAGGAUGUAAGGAGAGCAACUGUUUCACUCUGAAUUAGAGAAGUGAAUGUGCACAUACUCCCAACCACCAGAUACAGGAUUUUGGUGGAGCUGCAGAUACAAGAUUUGGAAAGAGAUAUCUCUUCAGUACUAAAAUUCCCAUCUUCCUGGGAGAAAGCCCUACAGGUGACAGCAGUCAGUCUUGAAUCAUUCCUGUAUUAUGUCACUGAGAAUAUAUCAAAAAUUGGCGACCAAGAUACUUCCUGUUGAAGACAGAUGGUUCUUUCAUAGGGUAUAAGGAGAAGCCCCAAGAUGUGGAUCUACCGUAUCCCCUCAACAACUUUUCUGUGGCAAAAUGCCAGCUAAUGAAAACAGAGCGACCGAAGCCAAAUACAUUUAUUAUUAGAUGUCUUCAGUGGACAACUGUCAUAGAGAGGACAUUUCAUGUAGACACUCCAGAGGAACGGGAAGAAUGGACAGAAGCCAUCCAAGCUGUAGCAGACAGGCUUCAGAGGCAAGAAGAGGAGAGAAUGAACUGUAGUCCAACAUCACAGAUAGACAAUAUAGGAGAGGAGGAGAUGGAUGCUUCCACAACCCAUCAUAAAAGAAAGACAAUGAAUGAUUUUGACUAUUUAAAACUACUGGGGAAAGGCACUUUUGGCAAAGUUAUUUUGGUCCGAGAGAAGGCAAGUGGAAAAUAUUAUGCGAUGAAGAUUUUGAAAAAAGAAGUUAUUAUUGCAAAGGAUGAAGUGGCUCACACUCUUACAGAAAGCAGAGUAUUAAAAAACACUAGACACCCUUUUUUAACGUCUUUGAAAUAUUCCUUCCAGACAAAGGAUCGUUUGUGUUUUGUGAUGGAGUAUGUUAAUGGGGGAGAGCUGUUUUUCCAUUUGUCGAGAGAGCGGGUGUUCUCUGAGGACCGCACACGCUUCUAUGGUGCAGAAAUUGUCUCUGCUUUGGACUAUCUGCAUUCUGGGAAGAUUGUGUACCGUGAUCUCAAGUUAGAAAAUCUAAUGUUGGAUAAAGAUGGCCACAUAAAAAUUACAGAUUUUGGACUUUGCAAAGAAGGAAUCACAGAUGCAGCUACUAUGAAAACAUUCUGUGGUACACCAGAAUACCUAGCUCCUGAGGUAUUAGAAGACAAUGACUAUGGUCGUGCAGUGGACUGGUGGGGCCUGGGAGUUGUCAUGUAUGAAAUGAUGUGUGGGAGAUUACCAUUCUACAACCAGGAUCAUGAGAAACUGUUUGAACUAAUACUAAUGGAGGACAUAAAAUUCCCUCGAACUCUCUCGUCAGAUGCAAAGUCAUUACUUUCGGGUCUCCUGAUAAAAGAUCCAAAUAAACGCCUUGGUGGAGGCCCAGAUGAUGCAAAAGAAAUUAUGCGACAUAGUUUUUUUGUUGGAGUAAACUGGCAAGAUGUAUAUGAUAAAAAGCUCGUACCUCCUUUUAAACCUCAAGUGACAUCUGAGACAGACACCAGAUAUUUUGAUGAAGAAUUUACAGCUCAGACGAUUACAAUAACUCCACCUGAAAAAUAUGAUGAGGAUGGUAUGGACUGCAUGGACAACGAGAGGCGACCACAUUUCCCUCAGUUUUCCUACUCUGCAAGCGGACGAGAAUAACUUUUUUGUUUUUUGUUUUUUUGUUGUUGUUGUUGUUCUGCUUCACUGUCAUCUUAGGUUUAUCACUGAAAACGAUUCCUGAACAUCACCACCAGUACUAGCCAUGAAGAUUGCAGGGGCACUUUCAGAGGUCAUUCAAAAUUGAAAAGUUCCCUCCUUCUCCAACAGGCCUUUUUGUUUUUUUGCAUGAAAUUUUGUAUCAGUCUGAGGUCUCCUCCUGUUGCUGCUCCCACUGUUUCAGUAUAAUAGCAACGUCAAGAAGUAAUUUUGAAAUCUUUUGAAGUCAGACGACUUAAAUCCUCCUUUGUAUACAGUGGGGACUAAAAGAAACGUUGGUUGCCGAUGCAUUUUCUCAUUUCUUCUAGAAGACAAAUCAGAAUUGUAAUUAGUCUAAAAAGAUGAGUUUAUGUUUUCUUGCAUCUGUUUGUGCUGGUCAGAACAAGGAAAGAUGGGGGGUGGUGAUGUAAAUAUGCAAGGUUUUGUUAGGCAUAUCAUUACUUGAAGCAGGUCUAUGUCAUUAACAUCUGGCUGGAAUGCGUUUGGGAAACAUUUGAGAGAAGAACUUGUAACUGUCCAUAUAUAUAUAAAUAUAUAUAUAUAUAUAUAUUAUUUUUUAAUUACUGUUGGAUGCUACAGAAGAAGCAGAAGGGCUGGGCUCACCCAGCCUGCUACUUAGACUUCCAGAUUCACGUGCAAUCAUGGAGAAUUGAACAUUCUACGUGCAAGAAACGAAGGCAUAAAAGCAGCAUUUGAAGUUGUUUAAAGGUCUUAUAAUUUGCACCAGAUAACAUCUUUCUCAUGCUUUUCUCUGUCUUUCUUGAUAUACAUCACCUCGGAUGGCUGAAGAAUGUAGACAGGCAUAAUGGUAUUGCUUUUCACCAAAAUUUGUGCACCAAGGUAAACAGGUGUUUGCCAUAUUUGUUUUUAUUUUGAGUUUGUGAAUUAGCUUUUCUCCAGGUGUUUAACUCUGAAUAUAUAUAUAUAUUUUUUGUUAUACCACGGUAGUAUUUAUUUUUAGUGAUAAGGAUUGUAUGUGUCAUGUUUGCAAAUGCUGCUACAUCUUAGAACAGGCUUACAGCAGUUUAUUUUGUAAUAUAUGGAAGGACUGUACAAGCUGAAGAGAAUAACGCACUUUUUCUCCCAUGUGGAAAUUU
Trachemys scripta elegans is the source of this 3341-nucleotide messenger RNA. It is a transcript of the gene AKT3, whose product is annotated as AKT serine/threonine kinase 3. Bases 931 to 2187 code for a protein of 418 amino acids. Gene Ontology annotation, biological process: protein phosphorylation. The record is from RefSeq and is a predicted model, not a curated record. NCBI's taxonomy places the organism in Eukaryota, Metazoa, Chordata, Testudines, Emydidae. The transcript has 16 exons. Gene Ontology annotation, molecular function: ATP binding; protein serine/threonine kinase activity.